Drosophila willistoni is the source of this 1596-nucleotide messenger RNA. RefSeq lists its product as uncharacterized. The record is from RefSeq and is a predicted model, not a curated record. Bases 658 to 1596 code for a protein of 312 amino acids. The transcript is spliced from 4 exons. Lineage: Eukaryota; Metazoa; Arthropoda; Insecta; Diptera; Drosophilidae.
AGACUUUCUAGAUUUCAGUAAGGUGAUGUACACUGUUGAGUUCACACGGCUUCGCUUGGGGAUUUCCGUAUACAAAAAUUUAAUUUUCCAGUUUUUUUUUCGGAACAAACAGUUGAAAUUUUCUUUUAACUUCAGGACAAGCGUUCUGUCGCUGUCGCCGAGUGUGGUUCGGUGGAAGGCGCGCACAAGAAUUGUGCGUCUCGAGUUCAGUCGUUGUUACAACUCGAGUGCGACCGAACUCGCUGCGCUAAUUAUUGAUCAAGAAAAUAAUACACGUUAUACACCAAUCAGUUUUCCAACUUGAUUUAUUACAACAAUGCCACGAACACGCAGGGGGGCUAAUUUGAGUCGUCAAACAAACAGAUCUAGAGGCAUGCAAGAUAGAAGAGCAAUAAGAUCAGAUGCAGAAAGGCAACAAAGUAAUGCAGAUGUCCGUGUAAGAAUGGCGCAGUUACGAGAUGAGCGAAACCAACAAAGACAAUUGGAACGAAGAGAAGCGCGCAGAUUCGUAGCCAACAGACGUAGAGGGAUUGACCAACAUCAACAAGUACUUCGAGCAUUUACAUCACAUUCAUUUCUUCGACUAGCAUUUCAGUAUGAGCCUGAUGUUGAAUAUUACGCUCAUUCCAAAGUGGUAAUUGGUACAUUGGACAAGGAAUGCCCGCACUUGGGAUGUGUUGCUCAUCAGGAAAAGUGAAACUUCCAGAAAUUGAAACACCGCCGGAACCAUUGCACGGCCUCCUUAUUGGUACUGAUCCAAAUUCUUCGCUGUUCUUGCGUUCAAUUCGGCAAUUCAAUUCAUGUUUUCAAAUGACAAAUCACCUCAAUUCACCAUUUGCAACGCGCAUUGUCAGCGAGCUGGACGCUCUGUUAAAUGAGCACAACGAAUUGUUGAAAUUAUUCAAAUCACAUAUGCAUAAGCUACAAAGUGACAAUCACGCUAUUUUCAUCAAUCCUGAUAGAACACCAGCUGGAGGGCAUAUACGUCGAUUCAACGCACCUGUUGUUGACGACGUGGCUGGAAUCAUGGUUGGCGACCAUACAGCUACGCGACAAAUCGUGAUUCGAAGAAGAAAUAAUUCUCUUCAGUCCAUUCCUGAUACCCAUCGUUUAUAUGAUGCUCUCCAAUAUCCACUCAUUUUUUGGAAGGGACAAGACGGAUAUUGCAUAAACCUUAAGCAACGAGAUCCGGUAACAGCAAUAAAAUUACCAACCGCAAUUUUAAUUUUUCAAAAGCGGGCACAGCGAAGCGUGGCAGGGCAUGUGAACAUGCGCGUUCAAACGCUUCAGAAUCCAUCCGCCGAAACUUUUUCGAAACAGCUAUUAGAUAUUGGCAAUGGGAAAGUUGCCGUACAUGAAAAUACUGGAUCAAUAAAAUUACCAACCGGUUUUUGCACAAUCGUCCACUCGCAAGAUGUUCUCAUCGACUGCAUGCCACCGCACCACUUACAAUUGAAAGUAGGAUCUCCGGUGAUUUUGCUCCGUAACUUGAACCCACCACGGCUGUGCAAUGGCACACGAUUGGUUAUUAAAAAAUUAAUGAAGAACGUGAUUGAGGCCACCAUUUUAAAUGGCAAGUUUCAAGCUAAUAGGUAA